This is a messenger RNA of Penicillium longicatenatum, 336 nucleotides long. RefSeq lists its product as uncharacterized. Lineage: Eukaryota; Fungi; Ascomycota; Eurotiomycetes; Eurotiales; Aspergillaceae. The transcript has a single exon. The record is from RefSeq and is a predicted model, not a curated record. Bases 1 to 336 code for a protein of 111 amino acids.
AUGCUCGAAGAAGAGAUUGAUAUCGAAUUGAAUACUGUCAACCCGCAAAUUACUAGUAAUAACACCGAAACCUCACCUCCUGGUCGUCAGCAAGGUUUUGUCACCCACGGGGACAUGGAAGCCGAUGGAAAUAAUGAUAUAUUGCCACCCUCGACCUAUUUAGAGCUCUAUGAAAACCGACCUUCUGCGGAGCCCCUACCUUCAGUUUUUACGACCGAUAUGCUGUCGUUGGAUCUACUGCUCGCGGAAGGUUUAUCUCCGGGGCCGGAAAUAGAUCUUGACGAUAUUGACCUGGACGGAAUGCAGCACUGGAGUCAGAUUUUCCAUACUCCCUGA